Messenger RNA from Leptonychotes weddellii (Weddell seal), 3391 nucleotides. The record is from RefSeq and is a predicted model, not a curated record. Lineage: Eukaryota; Metazoa; Chordata; Mammalia; Carnivora; Phocidae.
AACAAUAAACAUGAGGUUUCGUUUUGUUUGUUCUGGUUUUUCCAAAUUUAGAUUUUCUUUGCUCCUACUUAACUUGGAGGAAUACUACUUUGAACAACACACAGCUAAUCAUAUUCAGAACAAGGGCGAUCAGAAUGAAAGGAAAAUCAGAGGCUCCUUAAAAAUAUGUUCAAAAUCAGUUAUUUUUGAACCGGAUGCAAUAUCCCAGCCCAUCAUUAAGAUUCCUUUGAGAGAUUGUAUAAAAAUAGGAAAACAUGGAGAAAAUGGAUCCAAUAGACACUUUUCAAAGGCAAAAUCUGGGGAGAUUUCACUCAUUUUCAGUCAGGUAUAUUUCAUUAAAGAACACAACAUUGUUGCCCCAUAUAAAAUUGAAAGGGGCAAAAUGGAGUAUGUCUUUGAAUUGGAUGUUUCAGGGAAAGUGGAAGAUGUUGUGGAGACCUUGCUUCAGCUUCACAGAGCGUCCCGCCUUGACAAACUAGGGGACCAAACUGCUAUGAUAACAGCUAUUUUGCAGUCACGUUUGGCUAGGACAUCAUUUGACAAAAACAGAUUCCAGAGUGUUUCUGAAAAGCUGCACAUGGAAUGCAAAGCAGAAAUGGUGACGCCGCUGGUGACGAAUCCUGGACACGUGUGCAUCACCGACACAAACCUGUAUUUUCAGCCUCUCAACGGGUACCCGAAACCUGUGGUCCAGAUAACACUCCAAGAUGUCCGCCGCAUUUACAAAAGGAGGCACGGCCUCAUGCCUUUGGGCUUGGAAGUGUUUUGCACAGAAGACGAUCUCUGUUCUGACAUCUACCUAAAGUUCUAUGAACCUCAAGAUAGAGAUGACCUCUAUUUUUAUAUUGCCACAUAUCUAGAUUACAACAAAAAACUCAACUUUCAUGAGCACCACGCGGCGGAGCGCACGGCCGAGAGCUACACGCUGCAGUGGCAGCGCGGGCACCUGUCCAACUACCAGUAUCUCCUGCACCUCAACAACCUGGCGGACCGCAGCUGCAACGACCUCUCUCAGUACCCCGUGUUCCCGUGGGUAAUCGGCGACUACUGCAGCGCUGCGCUGGAUUUGUCAAAUCCAGGAACGUUCCGGGAUCUUAGCAGGCCAGUAGGGUCUCUAAACAAGGAACGGCUGGAGAGACUCCUGACCCGCUACCAGGAAAUGCCAGAGCCAAAGUUCAUGUACGGCAGUCACUACUCUUCCCCUGGCUACGUGCUCUUUUAUCUUGUGAGGAUCGCGCCCGAGUACAUGCUGUGUCUGCAGAAUGGAAGAUUUGAUAACGCAGAUAGAAUGUUCAACAGUAUCGCAGAAACUUGGAAAAACUGUUUGGAUGGCGCAACUGAUUUUAAAGAGUUGAUUCCAGAAUUCUAUGGUGAUGAUGUCAGCUUUUUAGUCAAUAGUCUGAAGUUGGAUCUGGGAAAGAGACAAGGAGGGCAGAUGGUUGAUGAUGUGGAACUCCCACCCUGGGCACGGAGUCCCGAGGACUUUCUCCAGAAGAGCAAAGACGCGUUGGAAAGCAAUUAUGUGUCAGAGCACCUUCACGAGUGGAUCGAUCUAAUAUUCGGCUACAAGCAAAAAGGGAGUGAUGCCGUUGGGGCCCAUAACGUAUUUCAUCCCCUGACCUAUGAAGGAGGCGUAGACUUGAACAGCAUCGAGGACCCUGACGAGAAAGUAGCCAUGCUGACCCAAAUCUUGGAGUUUGGCCAGACCCCAAAACAGCUCUUUGUGACACCACAUCCUCGACGGAUCACCCCAAAGUUUAAGAAUUUCUCCCAUACCUGCAGUCAUAAUGCUCCCAUGGCAGAUUCUCCAGUCUCUCCAGGUGAAGAGUCUUUUGAAGACCUGACUGAAGAAAGCAAAAGCCUGGCUUGGAAUAACAUCACCAAACUGCAGUUACAUGAGCAAUAUAAAAUCCACAAAGAGGCGGUUACUGGAAUAGCGGUCUCUUGCAACGGGUCUUCCGUCUUCACAACCUCACAAGAUUCUACCUUGAAGAUGUUCUCCAAGGAAUCCAAAAUGCUACAAAGAAGUAUAUCAUUUUCAAAUAUGGCUUUGUCAUCUUGUUUACUUUUGCCAGGAGAUGCCACUGUCAUAAGUUCUUCGUGGGAUAAUAAUGUCUAUUUUUACUCUAUAGCAUUUGCAAGACGCCAGGACACGUUAAUGGGACACGACGACGCCGUCAGUAAGAUCUGUUGGCAUGACAACCGACUGUAUUCCGCAUCGUGGGACUCCACGGUGAAGGUGUGGUCGGGUGUUGCUGCGGAAAUGACAUGCACCAGAAGACAGCGGUUUGACAUGCUGGCUGAGCUGGAGCACGACGUCAGCGUAGAUACGAUUAGUUUAAAUGCUGCAAGUACACUGUUGGUUUCAGGCACCAAAGAAGGCACAGUGAAUAUUUGGGACCUCGCUACAGCCACCGUAUUGCACCAGAUCCCAUGCCAUUCAGGGACCGUAUGUGAUACUGCUUUUAGCCCAGACAGUCGUCACGUCCUCAGCACGGGGGAAGAUGGCUGUCUAAACGUCAUAGAUGUGCAGACAGGAAUGCUCAUCUCUUCUAUGACUUCAGACGAGCCCCAGAGAUGCUUUAUCUGGGAUGGAAAUUCUGUUUUAUCUGGAAGUCAGUCUGGUGAGCUGCUCGUUUGGGACCUGCUCGGAGGGAAAAUCAGUGAGAGAAUACAGGGCCACACAGGUGCUGUAACAUGUAUAUGGAUGAAUGAACAGUGUAGCAGUAUCAUCACAGGAGGGGAAGACAGACAAAUUAUGUUCUGGAAACUGCAGUAUUAAGUGCCUUUUCCUCUCUUGAAUGUUAAAUUGAACUCUAUUUAAUGUAUUUUUAAACCAGACUUUUAAAUGAACUGGUGAAUGUGCAAUGAUAGUAAUUUGAAGUUUUACCACAAGACAUUUGUGGUUUUAAACUUCCUAAAUCAUGGCGACUUCACUGAAAGCCAUCAGUUGCCGUCCUCUAAAGCAGACAAAGAUAUGGCAGUGUUAGGGAGAAAACAUUACAUUUGUAAGGCAGAUGGUCAUCCCAGUAUGCUGAUGGUCAGAAGGCAGGUUUGGGUGGCAAAGUGGGUAAGAGAUACUAAACUGAGAUGGGAAAACUUUCAGAAAACACUGAACAAUUUUGAAUUUUCCAAGAAAACGUGCACUAUUCUCUACUACUUCUGAGUCACUCUAUUUUGUCUUCCUAACCUACAGAAAUGCUGCCCAUUGGGUUUGGGGUAUGUGUUUUCUUGGAGUGGUUACUUUGUAUAACCUACGGUCCUCAGAUUCUAAGAACCUGGGGAAAGAUUAGCAAUUCUUGUAAGUUUACUGUGUAUAGGAACAGUUUAUUUCAUUAUAGCUAUUAAAUGCUCAUCUUUUCUACAUUAAAAAUAUUUUUCUGUAAUGAAA